GAUGAGCUACCUUACAGGACAAUGUGGUUUUGAGAUGUGUCUAUGACCAGGGUUUAUUUCCUCGACACAGACAAUGUUUAUUGUUUCUUUUUCUAUUCCUUUUUAGUCUUUUAAGACAGAGAGGCUUCGUAUCUGAAUUUUGUCUAACCACCUUAAAAUCACAGACUGUAUCGUGGUAGAUCUGAUCAUUAGUUUACUUUGAAGCUGAUUUUAGGUCUGGUCUGUGGAGAUAUUGGUCUAACUUUAUCGGGGAAAAAAUACAUCAAUUUGUACCACACAGAAACACAUGGCUCCUCAUCUCCCCCUCCUCCUAGUCAUCUUCUCCAGACUCUCAGGUACUCAGGCAGGAGCGUACGGUGUGUCAACUGUGAGUAAGGUGUCUGUGAAGACAGGAAACUACAUCACCAUCCCAUGUCGCUAUGAUCAGAGAUACAUACAAUAUGUCAAAUACUGGUGUCAAGGAGAUUACUGGAAUUCUUGUUCUGCUCUUGUACGCACGGACCAACCAAAGAUAUCUGGGACAGUGUCCAUCUCUGAUGAUGUGACCCGAAGAAUCUUCUCUGUUAACAUGACUGAUCUGCAGCCAGAGGACUCUGGGUAUUACUGGUGUGCUGUGGAGACUGCAGGACGAGAUCAAAGUACAUACUUGCACCUGUCAGUCACCACAGGUACACCAGAACUCUAUGUGGACCAACAGGAAGUUUCUGGAGUAGAAGGAGGGAGUGUCACUGUCCGUUGUUACUAUAGUAACACUGUGGUUAAGAAGUGGUUGUGGUGUAAGAUGGGUAUCUACUAUGUCCCCUUGGUGGGGAGAUAUUCAGGGAUUUUAGAUGGAACAUCAGUGACAUCACAGCAGACCAUUGAUCACAACAACAGACACAUUUUAACAGUGACUCUGAAUGGAUUGAAUAUGGGAGAUACUGGCUGGUACUGGUGUUCCAGAGGAGAUCUACAGAUGCCUGUUCACAUCACUGUCAAUCAACUGACCACAACACAGAGUACCACACCUGCCUCCACUACCACCCCUACCCCCUCUUCCACCAUCAUCAUCUCCACUGUUAAUCAACUGACCACAACACAGACUGACACCAUCAUUAACAAACAGACCACUCAAGACAUCUCUCUGACCUCGCCCACAACUGUAGAUCCUGCUGUCUCCUCUUCCACCUCUCAGGCCCCAGUCAACAACACACACCAUGUAGCCCAGGGAUGGGAGAGAACACUCUUCUACCUUCCAAAAACUGUUAAUGCAGUGCUCUUCAUCCUGUGCAACGUCAUUGCUGUGGUGAAGUUCAGAGCAACCCAACUCUGAGGUGAAACAGGAAGAGUAGAAACUAGAUUUAUUUAGCAUUUGCAUAUUUUUUAUUGCGGGAUAUGUCUUUACUUUCUUCACAUUUUCCACAUUUAAUUGAAUAUUUAAUUUACUUGCUAAUAAACAUGUUUUACUGUUAUCAAGAUCAUCUGUCACCAAAUUCUGUGAAAUUCCGUGAAUGAAAAUCUGAAAUUCUGAUGUAUCGAAGUUAUUUGCUCUGUUGGAGACAACAAGUGUUUAACAAGAUGUCAUAGCAUGACUUAGUUUACCAGAACCUUGCAGCCUUGUGGUACAGCAGCUUCCUGAGAUAACUAACAGUUUAGGUUGGAGGACAUCUGUGGUUUUGAGCUGCGUCUAUGACCAGGGUUGAUCUCUAAGUGGAAGGAUGUCAUCACUCCAUCUCUGUAGCUCAUGUGCUCUUAAUUCUAUAUAUUUCGCUACACCUGCAAUAACAUCUGCUCAACAUGUGUAUGUGACCAAUACAUUUGAUUUGAUUUGCUUUUGAAUUUUGACUUGUCUAAAUGGUUCUCGUUUUACCCACAAGGAUAGUAAAACCAAACCGCACACACACACACACAAGACAAGGUUACAUUUAAAUGUUUUUUGGUUCAUUUAUGAAUCCUGAGUUCUUGAGUUGCUUCAUUGUUGAUAUUUGAUUGUCUGGUUUUCUGUAACAAAUCGCCUCCUUGUUGAAUCAGAGCCUUGGAGAACUAUUCUGUCUUUACCUUCUCCAGCUUUAAUGGAAUAAAUAAAGGCUUUGCUAAUAAAACAUUUCAAAGACA
Messenger RNA from Oncorhynchus nerka (sockeye salmon), 2094 nucleotides. Its product is annotated as polymeric immunoglobulin receptor-like. The record is from RefSeq and is a predicted model, not a curated record. Bases 287 to 1312 code for a protein of 341 amino acids. The transcript is spliced from 6 exons. Gene Ontology annotation, cellular component: plasma membrane. NCBI's taxonomy places the organism in Eukaryota, Metazoa, Chordata, Actinopteri, Salmoniformes, Salmonidae. Gene Ontology annotation, molecular function: transmembrane signaling receptor activity.